AUGGAGGAGGAGCAGCAUCUCAAGCAAGAGCAGCAAGACACUUCCAAGUCCAAGUCUGGUGGUGGCGAGGAGGCAUCCUUUGGUAUGUGGCAAGCCGCUUCAUGUCUCAUACCAUCUCAGGGGCAGCAAGAGAAGAGUUCCAAGCUCCAAAGAUCAUCCACAGGUAACCAUAGCAAGGCUCGCAACUUAGCAGCAGCUUUGGAUGGAUCGGGUGAUCCCGAGUGCUCGCAAGGCAUGGCUGAGUUCGUAGCGAGCAUGGCGACGGUCAAGAACUGGGUGAACGCAAGCCUCAAGCCCAAGGACAAGGAGGCCAUCUCAAGCGCGUCAAGGUCAUGCAGCUUUUGCGGACUCAAGGGCCAUUCGGUCAUGGAUUGCUCCGAGACGCUCGAGUGCGAACUUAAAGAGCUGGAGAGGCGAGCGCUCAUUCUCGAGGACAUGAGUAGCGAGCAACGUCUCAAGCCAUCCGUGACCAGCGUAACAGUACCUGCGAAUCCAAGUCUUGUGCUCGUGGAUCACGCAAAAGCUAUUCCCGCUGCCAGCAUUCCUCCGGUUGUAUGGACUCAAAGCACCAGCCUCGUUCCACAAUCGGGUAACUUGUCUAUAGCUCUGCUUCACGAGCCCGAUCACAAGGUUGCGAGAGCCAAAGAUCAAAGAAAGAACGAGGAGAGUCCCAAGGGCAACACUCACAAGAAAGUUGGCCUCCAAAGGACUGGAACUCCGGCUAAGAAAGCAGCAGCUCCGCAAACCAGUGAAACACUUCCCAGCGUUCCCAAAGACAUGCUUGCUGCUAUCGAGUCCGUGAGGCUGUCAAGGUCCGAGCUAUGGAGAUGGAUGGAUUCUCCAGACUUCAACACAAAUGUGCGAGGGUUCUUCUUGCGGCUAAGGUUUGGAAGAUGGGAGAAAGAUCUUGGUGGAACCGGCUACAGGAUGGCACGAAUACGAGGAGCCAUCCGGAAGCUAGGUGGUGACGACAAGAACAUGUCCGUCUCCGUGGAUCUUGGAGACAUGGAGUGCACAGUGGACAGUCAGUACGUCUCGAAUCACUCCUUCACAGAGGCGGAGCUUGUGGAAUGGUGGAGGGGACGAUGGAAGGCUGGCAAGCGACUCAUCCCCGAGGCCGAGCUACAGGCGAAGCUCGCGCAGCAUCACAACUGGUAGGAUUUUGUAUAGCGCUUAUAUAAAUCUUCCAAAGGAUCGAGUUUAGUCUAGAUUUUGGAACAA
This is a messenger RNA of Selaginella moellendorffii, 1221 nucleotides long. RefSeq lists its product as uncharacterized. Lineage: Eukaryota; Viridiplantae; Streptophyta; Lycopodiopsida; Selaginellales; Selaginellaceae. The transcript has 6 exons. The record is from RefSeq and is a predicted model, not a curated record. The coding region runs from base 1 to 1158 and encodes 385 amino acids. Gene Ontology annotation, molecular function: DNA binding.